AUUUUUUUGACCGGUUUAUUUUCUAUCUGUCAGCAUGAGUGAGGAGGAGAAAUGGCCCGAAAUAGAGAAAGCAGCGGCAGAGAAGAGACGUGAGCUGGUUUUACAGGGCAGAGCUAUAAAUGAGAGGAUUUCCUCCAGCGGGGGGCUUCCCUCCUCUCUUUAUUCCCUCCGUCUACUUAAUUAUCUGGAAGUUAGCCAAUGUCCGAGUUUGGCAGAGAUCCAAGAGGGAAUCCAACACCUGACCAACCUCCAGAGCCUCAUCCUAUGCAGGAACAAGCUGACGUCCGUCCCAGAUGUGAUCGGCAUCCUGACGUCCCUGAAGGUCCUGGAUCUGUCGGCCAACGGCCUGAAAGGUUUGCCGGAGGGGAUCACCCAGUUAAAGGAACUGAAUACUCUAAAUGUAAGCUGCAACUGCUUGGAGGCUCUUCCUGAUGGGCUGAGUCAGUGCACCAAGCUGGCGACCAUCAAUGUCUCAAAGAACCAGCUCACUGCUUUGCCCCCUGACCUCUUCUCUGAGCGGCUGGAUCUGCUCAGCACCCUGGUGGCUUCUGAUAACUCAAUCCACCAGCUGAGUGGGGAGAUUUACAAGCUAUCAGCUCUGAAGGUGCUGGAUGUUUCAAACAACAAGCUUAGUGAGAUCCCUACAGAUCUGAGCGACUGCCCCAAGUUAAAGGAGGUCAACUUUAAGGGCAACAAGCUAAGCGAUAAACGCCUGGAGAAGAUGGUCAACGGCUGUCAGACCAAGUCAAUCCUGGAGUAUCUGAGAGGGAAAGGAAGACAGGGGGAAGAGGGAGGCGACGCUGACAAGAAAAAGAAGCAGCAGCAGAGGAAGAAGAAGGGGAAGAAGGCAGAGGAGCAAGACGAGGUGGAGGAGCUGAACAAGAUGGUGGUGAGGGUGCUUCACGCCUCCGAGGCAUCAACAGCACUCACAGUUAAGGUCAGCGCUGAGGUCAAAGAUGUCCGACCGUACCUGGUGUGCUGCCUGGUCAGCGGGUUGAACCUGAAACCAGGGAAUGCUCUGAAACGCUUCUUGAUGGCUCAGACAAAGCUCCAUGAUGAUUUGUGCGGUAGAAGAACGACUGCAACUAUAGCGACCCACAAUGCGCAGCUUGUGAAACACCCGCUGGUCUAUGAUGUAAAACCACCCACCCAACUGAAGAUCGUGGCCCUGGGUCGGAGGGAGAUGACAGCUGUGGAGCUGAUAAGGCAGCUUCAUUUAGAGGCUGACGAGCUCAGGAAGCAGAAGAAGAGGCAGAAUGUGACUGGCCUCCACAAAUAUCUGCAGCUUUUGGAAGGAAAGUCUUUCUAUCCCUGUUUAGUGGAUGCAGAGGGAGACGUGAUCUCCUUCCCACCGAUCACUAACAGUGAAAAAACCAAGAUAAAGAAGACAACCAAAGAGUUGCUGGUAGAGGUGACGAGCUCGACCAGCUUGCAGACCUGCAAAGAUGUCAUGGAUGCUUUGAUCGUAAAAAUGGCAGAAUUAAACAAGUUCACAGCUGAGCAUAAGGAGCUAGCAGGGUCAGACGGAGAGGCUGAUGAAGCCCCAGAGCCAGCCACCGUCACUGAGACCUCCAGCCAACUCAUCGUCCAGCAGGUCCGAACCGUCGACCAGGACGGAAACCUGAAGGUCGUCUACCCGUCAAAAACGGACCUCUCCAAAGAAAUCAGUAACAUAACAGUGAUUUGGUGAAAAGGCUUUUUGUGUGAAUGCCCUUUAACAUCUGAUGGAUUAUUUUUAAUCUUUUGGAUCCUAAGCUAACAUCAAUUUUGAUUUCAAGCAUCAGAUCGGUAUUACACAUGUACAAAUAAUCACAUUUGUAUGAAAAACUUCCUGAGUAAAACUGUACUCUUUUUAAUUGUAUUUAAUUAAAAGAAAUUGGCAGAAAAAAAUCUUUACUUUCUAAUACAAGCAUCCCGACA
Molecule: messenger RNA, 1920 nt
Organism: Cyprinodon tularosa
Lineage: Eukaryota; Metazoa; Chordata; Actinopteri; Cyprinodontiformes; Cyprinodontidae
Gene: lrrc47
Product: leucine rich repeat containing 47
Exons: 7
Coding region: 35-1690 (551 amino acids)
Biological process (GO): phenylalanyl-tRNA aminoacylation
Molecular function (GO): protein binding; phenylalanine-tRNA ligase activity; RNA binding
Source: RefSeq, a predicted model, not a curated record